Molecule: messenger RNA, 2058 nt
Organism: Naegleria fowleri
Lineage: Eukaryota; Heterolobosea; Eutetramitea; Acrasida; Naegleriidae
Exons: 1
Coding region: 1-2058 (685 amino acids)
Source: RefSeq, a predicted model, not a curated record
AUGAAACGAUUUCCAAUCGACGCUCAUCAAGACUCUUCCUCUCAUAAAAAGACGAAAAUCAUUCCGACCAGUUCAGAGAGGCAACAACAACAGCAGCAGCAGAACGAUGAAAAGAUUCCGAAUUUCAAACAAGAAGUAUUAUCGAUCCUUGCAAAAUUAAAUAUGGAUGAGGUGGGAUUGAUUAUGGAAUUUCUAUGUACAGGUGAAAUAUUGAUGAUGAGCCUUUGUUCUAAACGGUGGUAUGAGUCUAUCUGUUCCAUUGUCAAAGAAAAAUUUCCUACAUAUGUGAUUCAUGACCAUGAUAAUAGUCAUGGAUGGACACUCACUGCGGCAUUAAGAGGUGCCAAAUCUAUUUCCAUUUCAUCACAUGAAAGUGUUGAACAAGUGAGUCAAGUUGUGAAUGAAAUUGCAGAACAAGGAUAUUCUCUUUCAUCAUUCACUAAAAGAUUUAAUUGUGUUUCGAUGGACCCCACAACUCUUUAUGACAUAUUGAACACUCGAAUUCAACAACGUCGAGAUGAGAAUGCAGCAACGACCAAUGUUAAAACAGUUGUUUUGAAAUUUGAAGAUGAUUUGGAAAAGAAAAGUCUGUAUGAUGAAGAUGAGAACGAGGAUGUUUCAUUUAAAGACAUUGAAAUUAGGGAAAUACCGAUUGGGUUUAGCCUCAAAGAAUUAACACUCAAUGAAAUGUCACUCGAUCGAUCAACUCUUUACAGAAUCUUGUCAAAAUGUUGUGCACUCGAAAAACUAGAUCUUCUUUGUCUCGAGCCAGUGUAUUAUUCCGUUGGAGGUGAUCGUGGUCGAGGUCGUGGAAAGGGAGGUUUUAAGCGAGGAAAAGUACUUUGUAUUGAAGAUGAAGAGGAUGAAUUUUACAAUGAACAAGAGGGUCUUGUAUAUGUUCCAGUAUUAGAAUCCCUUAAAUCUUUGACCUCUGACUCCAUAUUUGACUAUGAUGCAGGUGAGAAAUUUAUGAUUGACAUUUUAAAAUUGUGUCCAAACUUGGAAGAGUUGCAUUAUAUUUAUCAGUAUCCUGUCAAUGACUGGUUUUUGAGCCAUCUUGCCAAAAUGUGCCCAAAACUUAAGAACAUCAAAAUUUCAGCCUACGAUGGUGCAACUCCAAUAGAGCUAGAAGUGACAGAUGAGGGUAUUUAUGAAUUUUUGAAAGCAUUGCCUCAACUUGAGCACGUGGAUUUUUAUCCAUGUUGUAACUUUCUAGGAGAGCUGUUUAAGAAGAUUGGAGAAUUCUCUCAAUUGAAACAUUUUAGAGUCAUUCGAGAGGGCUACAAUAGCGGAUUGGUUACUAUGGCAGAUGAUGUUCAUUUUGGAGGAGGAAUGUUGCCAAAACUCGAAUACAUUGGGGUCGGAAGAUGUAAUAAUUUUAACACAAAUGAAGAACUUGACAAAUUUUUCACUACUCUUCGAUCCAUUGCCCCUCAUUUGAAAGAUUUUGGAAUUAUCUUUGAUACAGAUAGGAAGUUAAUGAAUGGGAAACAAAUCAUUGAGCUCUUUUCUGACUCUCUCACUCAUUUGAACCUAGAAAAAGCAUCUGCAGAGCUGAUCAGCAAUCUGCCCAAAAAUCUUUCUACCUUAGGACUGAUGAUUGACAAUGAAUUUGCAAGCCAAAAUAUGUUGAGUCUAUUACAGCCCAAUCAUGGACUUAAAAGGCUGAGCCUUAUUUUUACGCAACCCAUCUCACUCGAAACCUUUCAAAACAUGAUUGAAAAAUUGGCUGUACAUAUUUAUCCCUGUGUGACACAUCUCGAGUUGCUUGAUGUGGUCGAUCGAUCGGUCAGUGUGGGCGGCCACAAUUUCAAAGGGAUCGAUAAUUACUUGGAUUGCAUGUUUGAGAAAAUUUUAAGAAAUCCAAAAGCAUGGCAUGAUUUGCGUUAUGUCGAUGGAGUAGCAUUUUCGACCAUAACACGAUUGUUAAAAGUUCGACCAACGAUUCGAUUUAACUUGGAUGAAUCCGAAAAACACAUAGUUCUUGAGGAUGAACGUUCUAAUUUUUAUUAUCAAUGGUUGGUCCUGGAUCAACCUUUUGAGAGUUGGUCCCAAUAA